AUGGAUAAAUUACAGGAUUACCUGAUUACAUGGACCCAAAUUCUGUUCAUCUCCUGCUGUUUUCUGACUGUCCAUUGUGCACAACCCAACUGUACAUCUGUGACUGACUUUGAUGAUUGUCCAGGGAAUAUAAGAGAUUUCUGUCCAGAGAAUAUUGUUUGUGCAUGCAAAGAUGGAGAGCCUUUUUGCAAAUGCCCAUAUUUCAGAGGUCGGUGGGGAAAUUACUGGUACAUGGGGACCAAAUGUGACCAAAUCUGGAAUACUCUGGACCUGAUUUUAGUAGCAACAUUGCCUGGAAUAGGACUGGCUUUAAUAGUUGGUGUAAUGAUCCAGACUGUCCACUACUGUAAAAAGAAGUCAAAGAAGAAUAUAAAUGAUCACCGAGAAGAAAGGAGUUCAUCAGAACUCCAACCUCAGCAUAAUUCUGCGUAUGUCUUUGAUACUGCCGUGAGACUUUCUCAACCUGAUCAAGUCCAGAACCCCAGGACCUUAUCACUUCAAAAUGUCCGUCCUACAAGUCCUUCAUCACCACCACCACAAUUCGCUGAAAGAAAUUACAACUGUAUGCUUCAUAAACCCAGAGAAGAUAAUCAUCACAUCUAUCCAUCUUAUAAUUGGAAUGGCUCUCUGGAACCAGCUAAACAUGAAGCAAAUUAUGGGAACAAGUAUUCUUCAACCACGCACAUGAAGCCACUCUUCAAUUUUUCCACACAUGGAGCUCCACCAUCAAACUACAUUCAAAGAGAGAGACAACAACUUGGAUAUACAAGUUCUGAAGAGCAAGAAAUCCCUUAUAGGAUAGAACGUGUGCAGUUGAGACCCAACUAUUAA
This is a messenger RNA of Molossus molossus (Pallas's mastiff bat), 831 nucleotides long. RefSeq lists its product as uncharacterized. The coding region runs from base 1 to 831 and encodes 276 amino acids. The record is from RefSeq and is a predicted model, not a curated record. NCBI's taxonomy places the organism in Eukaryota, Metazoa, Chordata, Mammalia, Chiroptera, Molossidae. The transcript is spliced from 8 exons.